AAUUAAAAUUAUUUUUAAAAAAGAAAGAAGAAUGGAAAAGCAGAGGAAGAAAGGGGGUUGGGUUUCUUGCUUUUUCCCCCAUUCACUGCUCUUUUCUUGCAGCCUCUGCUAAGCAUCUUUUUCUCACUUUUGUGCUCUUUUCUCAGCCCCAUUUCUUGUUGGUGGUGUGUUCUUCUUUUGUUUCCAUCUUUCUUUUGGGGUUCAAGUUCAAGGUUCUCUCAUCUCUUGCUUUGAGUGAUUCCAAAGUUGCUAUUUCUACCCAUUUUUCUUGAGCUGAAAUCAGUUCCUCAUUCCUCCUGAUUCUUCUUGCAUAUUUUUUGCAAUCUUUCUGGCAUUGAUCAUUACAAUAAGAAAGUUAAUCCCUUUUCAUCUGACAAGAUUUUUAUUUCAUUUUUUCCAUUCUUGGGCUUUCUCUUUUUCACUCUUUUUUCUUUUCCUUGGAUUUGCUUUGGGAUUUUACUUCCCUGGCAAAUUCUGUCGUGUUGCUUUCUGGGUUCUGCUGAUCAAGCUUGAAGAUUCUUUCUUGAGUUAUUAUGCUAAAGGAUUAAGUUUUUAAGCAGUGUGGUUACACUGUUUCUUGAUUCUAAUCUUUUGAGAGUUCCAUCUUCGCUGGAAUUCUUUUACCUUCAAAUGGUUUGAAGUUUCUCCAUUGUUCUUGAUCACAAGUUUUAGAUUUUUUUCAACUUUGGUUUUACUUAUUUUCCUAAAUCCUCCCGCUGAGAUUCCAUGGGACUUUGUCAUGGAAAACCCAUUGAACCCCCACAAAAUCUGUCUGAAAAUCCUGUAAUCCCAGGUGAAAACAAUGAGCCUGGACUCAAUUCCUCCACUGGGAAAACCCCUAAAUUCCCAUUUUAUAGCCCAAGUCCACUGCCUAGUGGGUUCAAGAAUUCCCCUGCUAAUUCUAGCAGUGUCCCUUCAACACCCCUCCGUUUCCUUAAACGCCCAUUUCCACCACCAUCACCGGCUAAGCAUAUUAAGGCCUUGCUUGCAAGAAGGCAUGGCUCUGUUAAGCCCAAUGAGGCCACUAUACCUGAAGGGAGUGAGUGUGAGAUUAUUGGAUUAGACAAGAAUUUUGGGUUCUCAAAGAAUUUCACCAGCCAUUAUGAGCUUGGAGAAGAGGUUGGUAGAGGGCACUUUGGUUACACUUGUUCUGCUAAAGGAAAGAAGGGAAGCUUGAAAGGGCAAGAUGUGGCUGUUAAAGUUAUACCAAAAUCAAAGAUGACUACAGCAAUUGCCAUAGAGGACGUGAGAAGAGAAGUGAAGAUACUACGUGCAUUAACCGGACAUAAGAACUUAGUGCAAUUCUAUGAUGCCUAUGAGGAUGAGGACAAGGUCUAUAUAGUCAUGGAGCUAUGCAAAGGAGGAGAACUACUGGAUAGCAUACUUUCUAGAGGUGGAAAAUACCCGGAAGAAGAUGCGAAAAUUGUCAUGGUACAGAUUUUAAGUGUGGUCGCGUAUUGUCAUCUCCAAGGUGUGGUCCACCGAGAUCUAAAACCUGAGAAUUUUCUCUUUGCUUCGAAAGAUGAGAAUUCCACUUUGAAGGCAAUUGACUUUGGACUCUCCGAUUAUGUAAAGCCAGAUGAAAGGCUGAAUGACAUUGUUGGAAGUGCUUAUUAUGUGGCACCUGAAGUUUUGCAUAGAUCAUACGGAACGGAGGCUGAUAUGUGGAGUAUUGGUGUGAUUGCUUAUAUUCUUCUGUGCGGAAGCAGACCAUUCUGGGCGAGGACGGAAUCUGGAAUCUUCAGAGCCGUUCUAAAGGCCGACCCAAGCUUUGAGGAAGCCCCAUGGCCUUCUCUGUCCCCUGAUGCUAUAGAUUUCGUAAAACGGUUAUUGAACAAGGAUUACCGUAAAAGGAUAACAGCAGCUCAGGCUCUUAGUCAUCCAUGGCUGGCAGGACACCACGAUGUGAAGAUCCCUCUAGAUACGAUAACGUAUAAGCUCGUAAAAGCUUACAUAUGUUCGUCUUCUUUGAGAAAGGCAGCUUUAGGGGCUCUUGCAAAAACAUUGACGAUUCCGCAGCUAGCCUAUCUCCGAGAACAGUUCACACUGUUGGGGCCAAAUAAAAGCGGAUUUAUAUCCCUACAAAACUUCAAAACCGCUAUGUCAAAGAACUCCACCGAUGCAAUGAAGGAUUCACGGGUUCUAGACUAUGUCAAUGUGGUGAGUUCUCUUCAGUACAGAAAAUUGGAUUUUGAAGAAUUCUGCGCUGCAGCAAUAAGCGUACAUCAGCUGGAAGGAAUGGAAAGCUGGGAGCAACAUGCACGCCAUGCCUACGAAUUUUUCGAGAAGGAUGGGAACCGACCCAUUAUGAUCGAGGAACUUGCCUCAGAGCUCGGACUUAGUCCAUCAGUUCCUGUCCAUGUAGUUCUGCAAGACUGGAUAAGACACUCAGAUGGGAAGCUCAGCUUCUUGGGCUUUGUAAGACUACUACAUGGAGUGUCCUCCCGCUCAUUUCAGAAGGCGUGACAUCGAGUCGAGCCACUAAUCCAUUCUUUAAAUUAUAGCCAUUGUCGUUGCUACUUAAACGCCUCAGAAGACUUUCAACCAAUCAAGGGGGCACCUACAAGAAUCGACAUGUUAAGUUUUGCACAGAACGUUUGCUGGAUGUUGGAGCUGUAGCCAUCUGCAGCAAAUCCACUUCAGUACGUUUUGUCUCCUUGUAAUUUUCUCCGUUCUUUCCGUAUUUGCUGUUGAUGAGAUGUAGAGGAUUGUACAGAUAAGAAUAGAUCACAAAGAUGUAUUUAGGGGCUAGAGAAACAACUCAAAGCUGAAGGUGGUUUUGUGUCUUUGUUUUAUCCCUUUGUCUACCCUGUGAACUUAGCUUCUCAAUAAAUCAUAUCAUUGUUAAGA
This is a messenger RNA of Sesamum indicum (sesame), 2850 nucleotides long. Its product is annotated as CDPK-related kinase 1. The record is from RefSeq and is a predicted model, not a curated record. Gene Ontology annotation, biological process: protein phosphorylation. Gene Ontology annotation, molecular function: ATP binding; protein kinase activity; calcium ion binding. Lineage: Eukaryota; Viridiplantae; Streptophyta; Magnoliopsida; Lamiales; Pedaliaceae.